AUGACAAUUGAUGGUACGAGGCAAUCUAAGGAGGCUCUACAAGAUGAACGGUUAAAUACUGGGUCUGAUAAGAUCUAUCAAAACUAUAUGAUGCCCGCUUUGGAACUUUACGAUGCGAAGGUCUCUAUAAAUCAUUGGCAAUUACGGGAUUGUAUCAAGCCAAGUUCAACGAACCAGAGUAAACUGUAUUAUAUCUAUGAUCAUUCGAUAAGAGUACUGAAUACAGAUUCCUCCGCUUUGAGGUCCCCAGUAAGGCGACAUCAUUCUAUUCAGCCGAAAAAUAGUUUCAAGAGCUCUAUAUUAAAGGGAUCAGCAAAGAGUGCCAACACAACAGGCUCAUUCAUCUCCAAAAAUUUACACGUUCCCUCUGAAAAAUUGGUGGAGUUUAACUUCAAGCCGAGAUGUUUCACUGAAUUAAACGGGCUGACCGUUUGUGGUGGGCUCAUUGGUUCUGAUGAUAAAGGAUUUCCCUCUAAUUGGAAUCACUUAACUCAAGACGCAAACGUUUCACUGCCUCCGCCUUCUCAACCGAUCAAUAUUUCCAAAAACAUUAGUUUCCCCAUAAACUCUCAUUAUUCAAACCCUAACAUUUGGAAGGGUAUUGUAGAGUUUUACAAUCAAGAAACCGACACGAUGAUGACAUUCACGUUGGGUCAGUUCAUCAAUAACUGUGUCACGCUUUAUGACAGGUCCACUACACAGUUUGACCUUUUCGCCUGCAAUAACGAUGGACAUCUUUAUCAAUGCGACGUGAGUAACAGAGAUGUAACGCUAGUGAAGCGUUACGCGGAUUUAAAGUUUCCUUUGAAUAACGCUUCUCUAUCACAUGACGGCCAAACUAUGGUGGUAUCUGGCGAUUCAAAUAAAUUUGCCGUCUAUAACCAAAAUGAAUUAACUAACCAAUUUUCCUUACACUAUGACAAUCAUCCCUCUUGGGGUAGUUCUUCGCAUCGCAUUAGGAGAAUACCACGAUUUGCAUUGCCUGAUGAAUCAGAGUGUGUUGAGAAUAUAUAUGAAGCGCCAAACUCAGAUCAUGGGUUUUAUAAUUGCUUUUCAGAGAACGACUUGCAAUUUGCGACUGUAUUCCAAAAUGGCACCUGCUCAAUCUAUGAUGUUAGAAACAUGGCUGUUCCUAUGGCAGAGAUUAGCUCAACAAGGCCACAUUCUCAUAACGGUGCAUUUAGAGUCUGUAGGUUUAGUUACGGACUCGACGAUUUACUAUUCAUUUCUGAACACCAAGGUAGAGUGCAUGUUGUAGACACAAGAAAUUAUGUUAAUCAUCAAGUUAUUGUAGUCCCUGAUAAAGUCAACAUGGAAUACAUAAAUGAGCAGAAUCAUAAUUUAAACCCCAAAGGCAAUUUAAACAACGAAAUUACUGCUACUAACAAUAGCAAAGAUGAUUCUCAAUUUACUGAAGGAACGGAUCAUCGUUCUUUGUCAAGAAGAAGGUUUUCAUUGCCUUCUUUACCAUAUGCAUCCACAGAACCAUGGAUAACAAUGGCCCAAAGAAUCCCAAGAAAGUAUUUGGAACCACAAAUUUUACCGUUUCCGAAAGUUAUGGACCAAAUUAGUAACGAGUCGAUUCUGUUUUCUUCUCCGCGUAACCCAUCAAAUGACACAUCUCAUUCAAAUAAAAGACGGUGUUCAUUUAGAGUAAGGAGAGUAUCGACAUCAGUUCCAAGCGCUAAUUCUUCUAAUGGCCAAGUCAACCUUGGUUCACCUAUCACAGGUUCUACCGCAACUUCAUCUUCAGUUUCUGCACCUCAAAAUUUGAUUGACCCCUUGAUCCUUUCUCAUCAGCAAGCACAUAAUGACGUCUUUGAGGAUGACGAAUAUUAUGAGGUUUACAAUGACGUUCAUUCGACAUACCGUGUUUCUUCAGACUAUCCUAGCUUUUCACCAAGAGCUUUUGACAGUUUCUUAAGGCCACCUUCAACGCCCGACUUACCGUCAGAUGAUGACAAUUUUACUACAAAUAAUAGAAAUAACAGAAGUACAUCAAAUGUUUUGAGAAGGGCAGUGGUUUCAACCCAAGAAAAUAACGAAUUUUUAGAGGAAAACAAUAUAUCAGGUAUUGAUUGGGUUGAAGACAGAAAUGGUAGUUCUCUGAUUAUAGGUACGGAUUAUGGUAUCAUGAGGUGGAAUAUCAAUUCAUGGGCAAGAAGAAGUUUUUCUAGUUAUGAUUUAUGUUGA
Saccharomyces kudriavzevii IFO 1802 is the source of this 2193-nucleotide messenger RNA. It is a transcript of the gene GID11, whose product is annotated as Gid11p. Bases 1 to 2193 code for a protein of 730 amino acids. Gene Ontology annotation, molecular function: protein binding. The record is from RefSeq and is a predicted model, not a curated record. NCBI's taxonomy places the organism in Eukaryota, Fungi, Ascomycota, Saccharomycetes, Saccharomycetales, Saccharomycetaceae. The transcript has a single exon.